AUGGUACACAACCGGCCAAUUCUGGAAACGCUUCUCGGUAACCUUCUCGGUGGUCCUCUCCGCAAUAGCACUACUGGUCUCCGCGAUCGCCUCUUUAAAACCAGGGAGUAAGGAGAAUUUAAAAGGUAUCCUCACUUUUCCCUUUCUUUAUUUCCCCUCAGUACUUCCUCUAAACUCAUCACCAAACCCCUUAUGAGAAAUUAUAGACUAACAAAGCAUAGGUACCCAUCCCCCUCUCCUCCUCAAACCCCAAACUCCAAAAAAUCCCAGACAAACACUAACCAACACAAAGCCCUAACAAUAACCGGCAUAAUAAUAAACAGUCUCUCCAUCGCCUUAUCCGCCCUCACAUCCCUAGAUUGGAAACGGAAAGCAACAAGCGAACGGCACUUCGCGGAAGAGCUAUUGAAAUGUGUUGAUUUACAGCAAGCGGGGGAUGCGAUUACGAUUUCGAGGGAGGGGUUGCUGAGGAGGUUGGCUCGUGGUGGGAAAGAGAGGGAGAAGGAUGGUGGGGGGGUGUGA
Messenger RNA from Hymenoscyphus albidus, 522 nucleotides. The record is from the annotation of a GenBank genome assembly. Lineage: Eukaryota; Fungi; Ascomycota; Leotiomycetes; Helotiales; Helotiaceae.